AUGAUCAAGACAGCUUUCCAGGGCACACCAGUUUCUCUUGCUGGCCAAUUCGUCAAGGUCGGCGCUAAGGCUCCAGCCUUCAAGCUCACAAAGGGCGAUCUUUCCUCUUUCACAGAGAAGGAUAUCAACGGCAAGUAUGCAGUCCUCAACAUCUUCCCAUCCAUGGAUACAGGUGUUUGCGCUGCUUCCGUCCGCAAGUUCAACAAGCUCGCCGCUUCCCUUCCAAACGCAGUUGUCCUUUGCAUCUCCAAGGAUCUUCCAUUCGCUCAGGGCCGCUUCUGCGCUGCUGAAGGCAUCAAGAACGUAGUCCCACUUUCCGACUACAAGUACACAUCCAAGUUCGCUGAGAAUUAUGGUGUCCUUAUGGCCGACGGUCCACUCGAGGGUCUUCUUGCCCGCUCUGUUGUCGUUGUUAACCCACAGGGCAAGGUCAUCUACAGAGAAAUGGUUCCAGAAAUCGUUCACGAACCAAACUACGAUGCUGCCAUCGCUGCUAUUAAGAACGAAUAA
This is a messenger RNA of Trichomonas vaginalis G3, 510 nucleotides long. Its product is annotated as redoxin family. Gene Ontology annotation, molecular function: thioredoxin peroxidase activity. The coding region runs from base 1 to 510 and encodes 169 amino acids. The record is from RefSeq and is a predicted model, not a curated record. The transcript has a single exon. Lineage: Eukaryota; Parabasalia; Trichomonadida; Trichomonadidae.